Molecule: messenger RNA, 399 nt
Organism: Peronospora belbahrii
Lineage: Eukaryota; Oomycota; Peronosporomycetes; Peronosporales; Peronosporaceae
Source: the annotation of a GenBank genome assembly
AUGCCCGGCUUUGGUUUUGCGACGGCCCCCAAAAAAGUGGUGGACGAAUGGCACACGCUUGUAGGUGGCUAUGUGGACAACCGGCGUGGUAACAACCUGAAGACGACAAUGCUACUAAUUGACGCACGACGAGGUUUGGGUCCGGCUGAUCAUGACUUUAUGGAUUUCCUGCACGACCUGGGGGCGCUGUAUCAGGUGGUGUUUACCAAGGUGGAUACAGUCAACCGAACAGAACUCGAGAAACAGAUUGAAAAGGCAAGAGAUGUGGCACUGAAUGCAAAGCGAAUGAGUAUGAACCCGGUUAUCCAAGUGACGAGUGUGAAAGAACGAUUUGGUAUCAAGGAGUUGCAGCGUCAACUUGUGAGCAUGACAGGGCUGCUAGCAAAUCAGCGUCUAUAA